Lotus japonicus is the source of this 1970-nucleotide messenger RNA. RefSeq names its product low affinity inorganic phosphate transporter 1-like. Gene Ontology annotation, biological process: phosphate ion transport; transmembrane transport. The record is from RefSeq and is a predicted model, not a curated record. The coding region runs from base 273 to 1844 and encodes 523 amino acids. Gene Ontology annotation, molecular function: phosphate transmembrane transporter activity. The transcript has 3 exons. Gene Ontology annotation, cellular component: membrane. Lineage: Eukaryota; Viridiplantae; Streptophyta; Magnoliopsida; Fabales; Fabaceae.
UAUGCGGCCUUAAAGAUAGAGAUUCACUCAAUAGGCAGUUAUAUAAAUACGGAACCAUUCCCUGUUCCCUCCAUUCUCAACAAUAUCACACUCACACUCUCCGGGUGACGACGUUUCUUGUUGCUCCUUCUGCAGUUUGUUUCCCUUCACCCUUCUCGCAUGAACAGGGUAGCAUAGCAUUCUAUAUUGCUACCUUGCUCUCUCUGAUUCAUCACCAUCAUCAUUGAGCUUGAGGUUAAGGAAGAGAGUUUUGUGACUAAAUAUCAAUAGACAUGGCUAAGGAACAAUUGAAUGUGCUGAAUGCACUUGAUGUUGCCAAGACACAAUGGUACCACUUCACUGCAAUUGUGAUUGCAGGCAUGGGUUUCUUCACUGAUUCCUAUGAUCUCUUCUGCAUCUCCCUUGUCACCAAGCUACUGGGACGAAUAUACUACUUUGAUAACCCCACAAAACCCGGUUCUCUGCCAACAAAUGUCUCUGCUGCCAUCAAUGGCGUCGCGUUCUGCGGAACCCUCGCGGGCCAGCUUUUCUUCGGCUGGCUCGGGGACAAAAUGGGAAGGAAAAGGGUCUAUGGGAUGACCCUUGUGCUCAUGGUGUUUUGUUCACUUGCUUCUGGACUUUCCUUUGGGAAGGAUCCUAAAGCUGUUAUAGCUACACUCUGCUUCUUCAGGUUCUGGCUUGGAUUUGGAAUUGGUGGUGACUACCCUCUUUCAGCUACUAUCAUGUCUGAGUAUGCCAACAAGAAGACUCGUGGAGCUUUCAUUGCUGCAGUUUUUGCUAUGCAAGGGUUUGGAAUUUUGACUGGUGGCAUGGUUGCAAUUAUAGUUUCUGCUGCCUUCAAUGCCAGGUAUCCUGCUCCAGCAUUCAAAGUUAACCCAGUCUUGUCCACAGUGCCAGAAGCUGACUAUGUAUGGAGGAUCAUCUUGAUGUUUGGUGCACUUCCAGCUCUGCUCACAUACUAUUGGAGGAUGAAAAUGCCUGAAACUGCAAGGUACACUGCCUUGGUUGCCAAGAAUGCAAAGCAAGCAGCUGCAGACAUGUCAAAAGUGCUGCAGGUUGAGAUAGAACCAGAACCAGAGAAGAUUCAGAAAUUGGAAGCACAACAAGGGAAUAAGUUUGGCUUGUUCUCAAACCAGUUCCUCCGCCGCCAUGGACUUCACCUUGCUGGAACUGCUGUUACUUGGUUUCUUCUGGACAUUGCUUAUUACAGUCAGAAUCUUUUCCAAAAGGACAUUUUCACUGCAAUUGGGUGGCUACCAGAUGCAAAAACCAUGAAUGCAAUUGAAGAGGUUUACAAGAUUGCAAGAGCUCAAACUUUGAUAGCACUUUGCAGCACUGUCCCUGGUUACUGGUUCACAGUGGCACUCAUUGAUAGGAUUGGAAGGAUUAAAAUUCAGUUGAUCGGGUUUUUCUUCAUGACUGUGUUCAUGUUUGGUUUAGCCAUUCCUUACCACCACUGGACCAUGAAGGGAAACCAAAUUGGGUUUAUUGUGAUGUACUCACUGACCUUCUUCUUCGCCAAUUUCGGCCCUAACGCCACCACAUUUAUCGUGCCAGCGGAGAUUUUCCCGGCAAGGCUGAGAUCAACAUGCCAUGGCAUAUCAGCUGCUGCUGGGAAAGCUGGAGCAAUGGUUGGUUCUUUUGGGUUCCUGUAUGCUCAAAAUGCCAUUGGACUGAGAAAUGUGCUUAUACUUUUGGGUGUUGCUAACCUCUUGGGUUUGUUUUUCACAUUCUUGGUGCCUGAACCUAAUGGGAAAUCACUUGAGGAGAUUUCUGGUGAAGCUGAGGAAGAAGAGACUGCUGCUACAAGAGACCCAGCAUUGUGGCAUGGAAUUCAAGUUUAGGACUUUUUAUAAUUGAAUGUUUACUAUUUAGUAUUUACUUCUAUUAAGUAAUUUUAGGCUUAUUGUACAUUUCCUUACUUUUGAUAAGUAAUUGUAGGCUUCUAGUAUUUGCACUCAGGAAUGAUA